Messenger RNA from Diutina rugosa, 792 nucleotides. RefSeq lists its product as uncharacterized. Lineage: Eukaryota; Fungi; Ascomycota; Pichiomycetes; Serinales; Debaryomycetaceae. Gene Ontology annotation, biological process: nuclear protein quality control by the ubiquitin-proteasome system; proteasome localization. Bases 1 to 792 code for a protein of 263 amino acids. The record is from RefSeq and is a predicted model, not a curated record. Gene Ontology annotation, cellular component: nucleus. The transcript has a single exon.
AUGAGCCAAGCCGCCGUCGACAAGCUACGGAAAAGACGACGCGACGACGACGAGUACGAGGUACCCACAGUGGCCACACUCCUGCGAAAACGAAAUCGCUCCCACGCCAUCCACGGCCAGAACUUGCCCGUCGCCCGCAAGCUCGAGGUGUUGGACCGCGAGGGGCUCCAGCAGCUCAUCGGCGACCUCAUCCAGCUCCACCCGGAGAUUGAAACCACCCUCGUCAACCAGAUCCCCACCCGCCCCACGGUGGAACAGUGCAUCGACAUCAUCCGCGCCAAAUACGACGACGUCAUCGCCCACUUGCCCUACAAGUGCUCGGUGGAGCUGGACUACCUGUACUUGCGGGUGAAGCCCUACAUUCGCGAGUUGUUGGCGUGCAUGCUGGAUUUCAUCCUCCACUUCCUCCCGCCGGUGGAAACCGAUAUCACCAACCUGAUCACGUUUUUGGAAGCCGCCACUUCAGUGUUGGACCAGCUCCCCAACUUCACCAACCUGGAGUUCCAGUAUACUCAGCAGACCGCCUACGAGCAGGUGGCAAACACGUGGUUGCUCGUGGUGCUGGUCGAUGCCGACGACGAGACUCAGAGACAGAAGGCGCGCUUGUUGACCAAGAUGGACGCCUUGGAGUGUCUCGAGCGCCACAACACACACGCCCGCGGCAAGUUCAACCCGGUGAUCGAGUACUUAAAGAGCCACGUCGACGACGCCGCCCCGGCGCCGGCCCCGGGGUUCUCCGACUUGAUCACCGUCGACUACUCAAAAUACUGCACCCCCACGGUCAGCGACUAA